This is a messenger RNA of Lontra canadensis (Northern American river otter), 2007 nucleotides long. RefSeq names its product cholinergic receptor nicotinic alpha 10 subunit (gene CHRNA10). Bases 68 to 1510 code for a protein of 480 amino acids. Gene Ontology annotation, molecular function: acetylcholine-gated monoatomic cation-selective channel activity; transmembrane signaling receptor activity. The record is from RefSeq and is a predicted model, not a curated record. Gene Ontology annotation, biological process: signal transduction; chemical synaptic transmission; nervous system process. Gene Ontology annotation, cellular component: neuron projection; synapse; postsynaptic membrane. The transcript has 6 exons. NCBI's taxonomy places the organism in Eukaryota, Metazoa, Chordata, Mammalia, Carnivora, Mustelidae.
CCCUGUCCUGCUGAGAGUGUGCCAGGGUCAUCCGGAGUCGAGGUAUCGUCCUUGCCAGCACAGCCUGAUGCUGCCCUCAGUCGGGUCCCAAGACUCACACCUGGGGACCCGCCCUAAGUCUUGCUGUGGCAGGAGCAUGGGGCCCAGGAGCCACCACUUCAGCCUCGUCUUCUCUGUCUCCAGCCUGGGCCUUCUGUUUCUGUUCUCACUGUUUCCAGAGUGCUUGGGCGCCGAGGGCAAGCUGGCUCACAAACUCUUCCGUGAUCUCUUUGCUAACUACACAAGUGCCCUGAGACCCGUGGCAGACACAGACCAGACUCUGAAUGUGACCCUGGAGGUGACAUUGUCCCAGAUCAUCGACAUGGAUGAGCGGAACCAGGUGCUGACCCUGUACCUGUGGAUCCGACAGGAGUGGACAGACGCCUACCUACGAUGGGACCCCAAUGCUUACGGUGGCCUUGACGCUAUCCGCAUCCCCAGCAGUCUUGUGUGGCGACCAGACAUCGUACUCUACAACAAGGCGGACACGCAGCCGCCGGCCUCCGCCAGCACCAACGUGGUCCUGCGGCACGACGGCGCCGUGCGCUGGGACGCGCCGGCCAUCACGCGCAGCUCGUGCCGCGUGGACGUGUCGGCCUUCCCGUUCGACGCGCAGCGCUGCGGCCUGACGUUCGGCUCCUGGACGCACGGCGGGCACCAGCUGGACGUGCGUCCACGCGGCACCGCCGCCAGCCUGGCCGACUUCGUGGAGAACGUGGAGUGGCGCGUGCUGGGCAUGCCGGCGCGGCGGCGCGUGCUCACCUACGGCUGCUGCUCGGAGCCCUACCCCGACGUGACCUUCACGCUGCUGCUGCGCAGGCGCGCCGCCGCCUACGUGUGCAACCUGCUGCUGCCCUGCGUGCUCAUCUCGCUGCUCGCGCCGCUGGCCUUCCACCUGCCGGCGGACUCAGGCGAGAAAGUGUCGCUCGGCGUCACAGUGCUGCUGGCGCUCACCGUCUUCCAGCUGCUCCUGGCCGAGAGCAUGCCGCCGGCGGAGAGCGUGCCGCUCAUCGGGAAGUACUACAUGGCCACCAUGACCAUGGUCACAUUCUCCACAGCGCUCACCAUCCUUAUCAUGAACCUGCACUACUGUGGUCCCAGCGCCCGACCAGUGCCAGCCUGGGCUCGGGCCCUCCUGCUGGGACGCCUGGCACGAGGCCUGUGCGUGCGGGAACGAGGGGAGCCCUGUGGGCAGUCUAGAUCACCUGAGUCACCCCCCAGUCCCCAGCCUCCUGACGGAGGUGCUCGCCCUCCAGCAGUUCCUUGCCGUGAGCCACAGUGUCUGUGCCGUCAGGAAGCCCUCCUGCGCCACGUAUCUACCAUUGCUAACACCUUCCACAGCCACAGGGCUGCCCAGCGCUGCCAUGAGGACUGGAAACGACUGGCCCGUGUGAUGGAUCGCUUCUUCUUGGGCAUCUUCUUCUCCAUGGCCCUGGUCAUGAGCCUCCUGGUGCUGGUGCAGGCCCUCUGAGUUACAGGGGUCUGGUGCAGCCACAGCCCCUCCAGAGAGGGAUGGAAAGGCCAGGUGGUGGUUGGCUCUCUGCUAGGCCACCUAGUUUCUCCCUGCUGUGCCUAAGAGCUGGCGACACUCUCCCUCCAGGCUGAGCACUGCUGAUUUCACAAACCACAGGGAUCGCUUUUCUAUAUACCCUAAACUUUAAGGGAAAUCCAUAGCUUGCCACUGCCCUAAUUCCUACAGAAGGGGCACUCUAAGAAGAGCCAAGAUCGAAACACAGUCCUGGAGGGGCAGAAUUGAAUUUCGAUGCUGCAUGUUAGAGCUUUUGGUGGCGAGAGUGCAGGUUACAUGAGAAACAGAAUGACCAUACUUCCUUGUCCUCUCUUCCUUCCUCCGUGGCUGCUAUGUUAGGAAGGACUCGGGGAAGGGGAUCCAGGAUUCAUUCUCUCGUUUCCAGAGGAGGCCACAUGAGGAUUCAGCCCCAAAGCCUCAACUUAUAAUAAAGUGUGUGC